CCAAUACCAGAAAACAUUGUUGCUAUCAUAUUCCUAUUAUCUGUCUUUUCCAAAUUCUCCAAUGAGUUCUUGCUUCUAACUUCUAUGUCUUUCAACCUUCACUUUCUUUCUUUAUUUCAAAACAAAACAACACAUCCUUUGCAACAAAACACGCAUUCCCUUGUUUCUGUUGUUUGGUUUUGGAAAUCUCAGCUAAGAAACACACUACAAAGGUAGUGGUUGGUUGGUUUCUUCACUGUGUGUGUGAUUUAGUAGCUCUAAAAAAAAAAAGAAUCUUUAUAGGUUUUUUUUUGGCCCUUCUUUUUUGUUCCACGUCUUGGUUUGGUGGUAACUUGUGGCUGACAAGAUAACAACAAGUAUCAAUUUUUAUGUUUGGAAUUAGAAACUCUUAAUGAUUCUUUGAUUCUUUUAAAGGCGUGUGUGAAUUUGAAUUUCAUAUUCUAUAGUGUUGUUAGUGUUCUAAACUCUGAAGCUUGGAUAAGAUAGCAUCUUAUUCAAGCAUGUUUCUUUUUCUAUUCACCUUGAAAAUUUAGUUGUUUUUUCAAGAAUUACAAGGUGGUUUUUCUUCACUAAUCACUACUUUAUUUAUUGAGCUUCCAUCACAACUUGUGUGUGAAGAAGAUUCUUUGGAUUUGUAGUUAAGUUCUUGUGUUGGUUACUAUUGUGGAUGAGUUUGUUACAUGUAAUUGGUUUUGGUCUAAAAGUUGGGCAUCUACUUUUAGUGCUAUGUUGUUGGAUUGUAUCUGUAAUUUAUAUCAACUGGUUCGUUAGUAUGGACAAUACAAAGAUGGGAUUUUCAGGAGAUGGUGGAAAGAUGUGGCUUAAAUGGUGGGAGAAGAUCUUAGGAAGUACAUGUAAAAUUCAUCAACAGUAUUAUCAGUGUAUUGGGUCUAAGAGAGUUAGGAGAGUUUUGUGGAGGAAAUUGUUGUUGGCAUGGGUUUUGAUUUGGUUUAUAGUGUCUUUGUGGAUCUUUUGUUUUAUGAAUUUACAAGUUACUGAGAAGAGGAAAGAGACUUUAGCUAGUAUGUGUGAUGAAAGAGCUAGGAUGUUACAAGAUCAGUUUAAUGUUAGUAUGAAUCAUAUUCAAGCUAUGUCUAUUCUCAUCUCAACUUUUCAUCAUGCCAAAACUCCUUCUGCCAUUGAUCAGAAAACUUUUGCAAAGUAUACAGAAAGAACUGCUUUUGAGAGGCCACUUACAAGUGGCGUUGCAUAUGCUGUAAGAGUGCUUCAAUCCGAAAGGGAACAAUUUGAGAAGCAACAAGGGUGGAGUAUUAAGAGGAUGGAUACUUUGGAACAGAAUCCGGUUCAUGAGGAUGAUUAUGUCGCAGAUGCAUUGGAACCAUCCCCUAUUCAUGAAGAAUAUGCUCCUGUUAUCUUUGCACAGGAUACAAUUUCACACGUCAUAUCUAUCGACGUGCUUUCUGGGAAGGAAGACCGUGAAAAUGUGUUGCGUGCAAGAGAAUCAGGCAAAGGGGUUUUAACCGCUCCUUUCAGGUUGUUGAAAACAAAUCGUUUAGGGGUUAUCCUCACAUUUGCUGUUUAUAAGAGAGAUCUUCCAUCAAAUGCUACCCCAAAUGAAAGGAUUCAAGCAACUGAUGGGUAUCUUGGUGGAGUGUUUGAAAUAGAGUCAUUAGUGGAGAAAUUGCUUCAGCAACUUGCUAGCAAGCAAACCGUUCUCGUUAAUGUGUAUGAUACAACAAAUCGCACACAACCAAUUCCUAUGUAUGGUUCUGAUGUAUCAGGUGAUGAGUUCUAUCAUGUGAGCUUUCUUAACUUUGGAGAUCCUUUCAGGAAACAUGAGAUGCACUGCAGGUUCAAACAGAAACCACCAUGGCCAUGGAUGGCAAUGGGUACAUCGAUCGGAAUUCUUGUUAUUGCACUCCUUGUUGGACAUAUAUUUCACGUAACUGUGAAUCGAAUUGCUAAUGUAGAAGAUGAUUACCUCAAGAUGAUUGAACUUAAGAGACGAGCCGAGGCAGCUGAUGUUGCUAAAUCCCAAGUAUGUGAUUUUUUGCUGUCACUUUUAAGUUUUUAUUUAUUCAAGCUUCAGUUAAACCAAUCAUAUAAGCUGAAUCAAUUAUCAACACUGCAGUUCCUUGCUACUGUUUCGCACGAGAUCAGAACUCCAAUGAAUGGUGUUUUAGGGAUGAUGAAUAUGCUAAUGGACACUGAUCUAGAUGUAACACAACAAGAAUAUGUCAGAACGGCGCAAGGCAGUGGAAAAGCUCUAGUGUCAAUUAUAAAUGAAGUCUUGGACCAGGCAAAGAUUGAAUCUGGUAAACUAGAGCUUGAGGCUGUGCUGUUCGAUAUACGAGCAAUUAUGGAUGAUGUGUUAUCACUAUUUUCUGAGAAAUCUCAAGGAAAAGGAGUAGAGUUAGCAGUUUACGUCUCGGAUCAGGUUCCUCGACAGCUUAUAGGUGAUCCAGGACGGUUUCGACAAAUAAUUACGAAUCUCAUGGGUAACUCAAUUAAGUUCACCGACAAAGGGCAUAUCUUCGUCACUAUCUAUCUUGUUGAAGAGGUUUUCCAUUCAAUAGAAGUUGAGAGGGAAUCCACUUCAAAAGAUACAAAAGAUACGUUGAGUGGUUUCCCAAUUGCUGAUGCUCGCCGGAGCUGGGAAGGAUUCCAAGCUUUUAGUCAUGAAGGACCUCUUGGUUCUUUCUCAUCCUCCUCCAACGAUUUCAUCAAUUUGAUUGUAUCGGUUGAGGAUACAGGCGACGGUAUUCCUCUAGAGUCUCAGCCGAAAAUAUUCACUCCGUUCAUGCAGGUAGGUCCAUCUAUCUCAAGAAAACACGGGGGAACCGGUAUUGGUUUAAGCAUUAGCAAGUGUUUGGUUGGCCUUAUGAAUGGAGAAAUCGGAUUUGUGAGUGAACCGAAGAUUGGAAGCACUUUCACAUUUACUGCUGUUUUCACCAAUGCAUGUCCUAAUUCAAAUGAGUUGAAUAAGACUCAGCAAAUCAACAACCAACCUCAUCCUGCAUCCUCAGAGUUUCUUGGUAUGGCUGCACUAGUUAUUGAUCCGAGACCUGUUCGAGCUGAAGUGUCAAGAUAUCACAUCCAAAGGCUCGGCGUUCAAGUCGAAAUAGUUUCAGAUUUGAAACAAGGUUUGUCCGCCGUAACCGAUGGGAAUGUAGCUAUCAAUAUGGUCCUGAUUGAACAAGAGGUUUGGGAAAGAGACUCAACCAUGUCAUCACACUUUGUGAAUAACAUUAGGAAAAUUGCUGAAGUUGAUAAAGGAAUUCCUCCAAAACUAUUCAUUCUUGUUAAUUCUAGUAGUUCUUUUAAAGCUAGUUCUGCGACAUCGUGUGUUUAUAAUCCAACGGUCGUCACAAAACCUUUGAGAGCAAGUAUGCUAGCUGCUUCACUACAAAGAGCAAUGGGUGUUGGGAACAAAGGGAAUCCUCGAAACGGAGAACAUCAAGCUUUGUCUCUCAACCAUCUUCUCUCUGGGCGAAAGAUUCUUAUUGUAGAUGAUAAUAGUGUGAAUCGUACGGUAGCUGCUGGCGCUUUAAAAAAAUAUGGAGCUGGUGUGGUUUGCGUAAGCAGUGGAAUCGAAGCCAUCACUAUGCUGACGCCACCCCAUGAGUUUGACGCGUGUUUUAUGGAUAUUCAAAUGCCUGAAAUGGAUGGGUUUGAAGCUACAAAAAAAAUUCGAGACAAAGAAUUGUCUGUUCAUCUACCGAUUUUGGCUAUGACCGCAGACGUAAUCCAGGCUACGCACGAGCAAUGUUUAAAGCAUGGAAUGGAUGGAUAUGUUUCAAAACCAUUUGAAGCAGAACAACUUUAUAGAGAGGUUUCAAAGUUUUUCCAAUCAUCUUGAGAAAGAAUAUAAAAAGCUGUUAUAAACCAAACAAUGGAAGGAUCAGCGUCCUCGUUAGGUCGUAGAUGUGAAUAUAUAGGUUCAGAAAUCUCUGCAGUUCAUAGAAAUGUACAUAGGAGAAAAAGUCUCAUUGAUUCUUGUAGGUCAUCUAAAUUCACUCUGUUCCAUGGUAACUGCAAAUUGGAAGUGAAUGAGAGGGAAUUAGUAAUAUUUUGUCUCAUGAUAUUGUACAUGUAAUAUUAGUACUCACAUACAUUACUCUAAUAACCUUAGUUUAUUAUGUGUAUUGAUGUAUAUGAUUAUAUGUAUAUUGAGAUUGAUUGAAUCCAUUUAGAGAAAGAAAUUAGGUUGUUGGUGACAAUAGGUGAUGAAGUGAAACAUACACUAUAGUCCAUGUGAAUUGCAAUAAUCAAGGUAGUUCAUGACUGGCCCUACCAGCUUUGCUUCCUUUGGCUUUCAGACAUGUAAAUGACAGUUGUAAUAUUUGAGUGAUCCACAAUUUUUUUGGCCCA
Molecule: messenger RNA, 4332 nt
Organism: Trifolium pratense (red clover)
Lineage: Eukaryota; Viridiplantae; Streptophyta; Magnoliopsida; Fabales; Fabaceae
Product: histidine kinase 3
Exons: 10
Coding region: 668-3820 (1050 amino acids)
Biological process (GO): phosphorelay signal transduction system; phosphorylation
Molecular function (GO): phosphorelay sensor kinase activity
Source: RefSeq, a predicted model, not a curated record